GAUGGUUAUAAAUAGGCUGUACAUUCGGUCACUACAGUAAACCACAGACAUCCCUGAAGGAUUAACACCUUAACGACUGCACGGUGUUUUUCUUCCUCGGGGCGGUCACAGCGUUUCCAUUCAGCUCCUCGCUUCUUUAAUUACUUCCGAAAAGCACGCGCUUACGUCCCCCGGUAACGUGGUCGGCACCGUGCUCUCCCAGUGUUGGCGCUGCACCGUGCGCCACCGCCACCGCCGCCGCCGCCGCUCGGUGCUCGGUCCUCGCAGCCACACCCUCCCAUCUCCAGCUCGCACGCGUGCAGCUGUGCGGGACGGACGGUGCGUGCGUCUCCCUGUCGGGCACCCGCAGCAUCAGCAACACAAAAGGGGUCGGAGCAGCCGGAGCUGGGUUUACCUCAGCAGCCGAUCACAAGGAGGAACCGCGUCCGGGGGGAGAAAUAUAAGCCAAGGUGUGCAGUGACCAUGGCAACAGACGCCACGGAAACUAAGCAUGACAUGCUUUUAGAGGUAACCGAAUCCAAAGGCCCAGAGAGAAGGCGACAGGGCAAAUUCCAGCCCUUCAGACGACUCUUUGGGAGGAAGAAGAAGAGGGAGGCGAAAGGGGGCUUGGAUGGAGCAGAGCUACAGGCGAGUUUUUCUACUGGGGAAGUGUGCAAUGGAGUUGUAUCUGACGAUGAGGAGUCCAACCAAAAUCUGAGGGAGUUGAAUCCCAUCGGAUCUCGAGCUCUCUCACACGACAGCAUCUUUAUACCAGAGGAGCCGGUGACUGAGCCUGGUCUAGAUCACAGCAUGUCCCAGGAAAACGUCUCGGAUAAAGUGAGGAAUCUGCAGAAGCAGAUAGCACAAGGUAUAAAGUUUGGCCAGAGGCCUCCUUCUCUGAGGAAAAGUGAAGGAGCUGAGGGAAGUUCAGAUGAAGAAGAGGUUCCCCAGAGUCCUCUGAGGGUUUUGGCCCAGGUAGAAGCCGAGCCAGCAAACACAGAGCCAAAGCAGGUCCAGAGGGCCCAACAAGCUGAACCACCCAGCACCCCAGUGAAGUCCCCGAGGUCCAAACGAGUUCUUCCACCCACCGGUACCAUCGAGUCCAUCAAUCUGGAUGCUGUUCCACAGUCUGUUCCUCGCUUGGACAACACAGCAGCCAAGCAUAAACUGUCCGUUAAACCCAAAAACCAGAGGAUUUCCCGCAAGCACCGGCGGUUUACACAGGACCUUCAAGAGGUAUCUAUUCCUGGUGUGCUGCAAGAAGACCUCGAGGCAGCAGGCAUCUCCACAGACAACCAGCGCAGGACAUCUGUUGAAGAGUCCCUAGAAAGCUUCAAGAAACAGAGACUCCAUGAGGAGGACAGACAGGAGACGAGGAGGAAGAGGGAGCUGGAAGAACAGAGGUUCAGACAGGAGGAAGAGGAGAAGAGGAAGAGAGCAGCAGAGGAGCUGAGGCUGCGUGAACUAGAGGAGGAAAGGUGUCGUAAACAGCAGGAGGAGGAAGAACAAAGGCUUAGAGAGGAGGCAGAGAGAAGGAAGAGGGAGGAAGAGGAGAGAAGGAUCAAAGAGGAAGAAGAAAGGAGGCAGCGAGAGGAGGAAGAGCGGAUGCGUAGGGAGGAGGAGCGCCGACAGCGGGAGGAGGAGGAGGAGAGGAGACGACUGGAGGAGCAGAGGAGGAAAGAGGAGGAGGAAAGAAGGAAGCAAGAGGAGGAGGAGAAAGAAGCAAGGAGGCAGCAGGAGCUGGAGGCUGAGAAGAAGAGGAAGCUAGAAGAGGAAGCGGAGAAGCUGAGGUUGCACGAGAUUGAAGAAAAGAAAAAAAUGGAAGCAGAGGAGAGGACUAGAAAGGAGGAGGAGGAGCAGAGGAGGGCGGAGGAGCUUCGCUGGAGGGAGAUGGAGGAGAGACAGAGGCCUUUCUCUUUCAAAGUUUCCUCUGGAGAAAAACAGAUUUUGUUCCAGAAGGUUAACCUGACGCCUGUUACACUGGCCUCCAGCCACCAGAGCGGUGCUGUAGCUGAACAAAGGGAGAGUGCUAAGGCUUCUUCUUCUGAAGGACCAGACUCUCCCAACCUGCCAACAUCUCCAUAUGUCCCCCACACAGCCAUCUUAGUGACAGGAGCCCAGCUCUGUGGGACAGCUGUCAACUUAGACCAGAUCAAAGACACCGCCUGCAAAUCUCUGCUCGGUUUGGGAGAGGAUAGGAAGGCCCAGGGAACACCUCCAACCAAGAGCAAGACUUCGCCGGACCGUAAGUCUGGCAAAACCAAAUCACUCAAUGAGUCCGCACUCUCUCCAGAUCAGUCCGGUGCAGCAGUCCUGGCAGAAUGGGCUAGCAUCAGAUCAAAGAUAUUCAAGGGGGUAGAGGAGGGGAAAUAUGACGAGUACCCAGAGCCGAGCAGGAACCAGCCUCAGCCCAGCAGUGAAGAGCAGCCUGCGUUCCCGCACUCGAACCUCAGGAAGACCAUGUCUGCCAGCGCCAAGUUCUCCAUCACCCCUGCGAAGAAGAAGUUUGGCGAUUCAAACAGGAACUCUGAGGUGUUCGGUGCAGAUGAUAAGGAAGCAGGAGAGGAAGCAACUCCGUCUGAUAGCCCCACUGCAGCCUCCCCAGCUCCAACCAGUAAACCUCAGAACAGGACCAGCAAAACGGUCCGCAUUGUAGAAAGAGGGUCAGAGGAAUGUAUGUUUGCCAAAGACCUCCCCUCUUUCCUGGUUCCCAGCCCUGGAGCCAAAUCUGAGGGGCUGGAGUUGAAGAGUAGGGCUCAGAGUGAGACAGAGGUGUGUGAAAGUAGAGAAGAGGGAGAGGACCGAGCCCAGGACGGAGAGGACAAGCCCUCACCUUUUGGCAUUAAGCUGAGGAGGACCAACUACUCCCUCCGCUUUCACAGUGAACAGUCCACUGAGAAAAGGAAGAAACGAUACAGUGCUGGGGACAGCUUUGACGGCGUCCCUUCACCUCUCACCCCAAUCGAGCCAGACUCUGACACUUCCUCUGUCUUUUCCGACAAGUCAAGUCCCACAUCGCCUCAGAGAGAAGGCGCGGUCGGCAAGUACUUACAUGCAUCUGCCUCCCCCGCUGGCCCUCGGGCUAAACCUGGCAAGUCAGCCAGCCCCACUGCACACAGCGAAGGUGAGAAAGUGCUUUCAAAGCCACCACUCUACCGCAGACCAACCACGUCACCCAAACCUGCUGGAGCCACCCCCACACCUCCCCCUUCACCGCUACCUAAAGUGGCUCAUGGACCUUCCAGUGAUGCCGUGAUUCAGAGAACGGGGGCUGCAGAGUCAUCCGCUCAGGAGCACACGAACAGGAACGAGGAACCUUCAGCGGUGGCCCAGUUGCACCGGAGCAGCCAUGGCCAGGUCCAAGUGGAAGAGGAGCCGAAGGAGAAAAGAUCCUUCUUCCCCUCCAUUAACAUCCCCUGGAGAGAGAAGGUGGACAGAAAGACGGAGCUCAUCAGGAGAGUGUUCACAUGUUACCCAGCAGAAAAACCAUCACUACAGAGCCGGCACUCACUGGACAGUUCGAGGGUCCAGGAGAAGGAGGCUGGGCCCUUAUGGAUCACACUGGCUCUACAGAAGCAGAAGGGCUUCAGGGAGCAGCAGCAGAAUCGAGAUGAGCGUCGUAGCCAAAGAGAGGCCAAACUGGCUGAAAAACAAGCCAGAGAUAGAGACAGUGUUACACUGGUGAGCCCCACAGAGAGCAGAGGAAGCGGAAGCACCAGUCCCUGUUCUAAACCUCAAACACCAGAGGAGCCCAAGAGACCCGACAGCCUCCUGGGACGAUUUGACCGCAGAGAACAUCUGAAAAAAGCCAACACUUUACCCAGCUCUGUCACCGUUGAGAUUGCUGACUCUACACCAUCGCCACCUGCUGUCAAGGAGGUGUCAAAGCGCUUCCCCUCCACUGACUCUCCGCAGGUGUCCACAGAGCCGGCCUGGCUGGCCCUGGCCAAGCGAAAGGCCAAAGCCUGGAGCGACUGUCCUCAGAUCAUCAAAUAACACCCCACCCCAGCUUCACACUGGGCUCUGGCCUGCAUUGAGACUGCACACUGCCCAUGGACUCCGAAGCACCUCGAGAGUCACCAUCACCUGCCCUUCCCUCCGAAAACUCACCAUGAAAAACCCUCCUGACUGUGAAACAAGUAAAGCCCUCCUUCACCUUGUAACCCCACACACUGGCUGGUACUAUUAUGAUGUUAAAGUGCGCUUCACAUUCAAAUAUUCCAAUACAGUCACACAAAUAUAUGUAAACAAUUGUUGCGCGCAUGCACAUACUGUAUACAAACACACAAUUAUAUGUCCCAAAAAGACACACAGAGAAGGAACAUGUCGCAGUCCGGAGAGUCCUUAGCAGCCAAUCACAACCAUGGCUGGCCAUUGCAAUAGCCAACCCCAGUUUUUUAUUUUUAUUUUCUAGCCAACUGUGUCACCAUGGUUGUAAAUAAAUCAUUCGCUCAACAAAAUGAAAGGUGAAACACUUCUGUAUUAGACAGUUGAAGCUCUGACAUAUGACAGUGUUUAUUCAACAGAGGGUAACUGUCUGAAUCGUGUUUUAAGGGCUACCAGUAACAAUAACUCGACCUGUUGAAUCUGCUUCCGGACGUCUGAUCGAAGUGUUACAGGCCUCUUAUCUGCCCUCGUUGGUAUUAUUUAUGUAAAGCAGCGGAUUUAUCUAUGUUGAACGAUACUGUAUCUCCUCUCUGAGCCUUGUUUGUCAUGUACAAAAGAAGCCUUUUUUCUGUUUUUUUUACUCAUACUCUUAGCAUAACAAUUCUCACUGUGUCCGUGAUGACUGUGAUAGCUGUCAAGGAGGCUAUUGUACAAUUUCGCCAUUAUAAAGUAACCAGAAUCUGUCAUAAUCACAUGGUGGGUGCACCUAAACACAGCACUGAAGACCACAAGUGUUACUGGGCAUUUACAGUGAACUGCACACUAUCCUUAUCCACAGCUGUGUGAUGACGUAAUUUGGACUUUUUGCUUUGCUAAUGGAGACAGACACAACACCUGCUUGCUGUAACAUACAAUUUUUGUAGCUGUCCUCCUGUAACACACUUGUGUUUGUAGGCUUACGCCAUCACUUCCUCGUAAAUGUGAUAUGAUCUUACAUAAUGUAAGCAUUUCCUCUAUGAAAAAAAAAUCUCUCCAGCAUUCUCAUUUCCUGCCACUGACUUAAUGAUCUGUAUGUAUGUAAGUAUGUACUGUAUGGGAGUCAAAGGCGUUACCAGAGCUUCGAUCAGAAAGGGUCACUUUGUCAUUUUGUUUCUAACGUCAGUCGUGCACAAUAGUGUAGUGUACGCAGUGUUGUAUGUAACAAGAAAAAUGUUUGGUAUUAUUUGCACUUUUUUGUCCCACUUAGAGAUAUUCAUGAGAAAAUUCUUAAAGAGAUACAAAAUGUUAUGAAUAAUGUAAAUUAAAUACUCAUGUCUGAA
Messenger RNA from Dicentrarchus labrax (European seabass), 5405 nucleotides. RefSeq names its product capping protein inhibiting regulator of actin dynamics (gene cracd). NCBI's taxonomy places the organism in Eukaryota, Metazoa, Chordata, Actinopteri, Moronidae. The record is from RefSeq and is a predicted model, not a curated record. The coding region runs from base 463 to 3975 and encodes 1170 amino acids. Gene Ontology annotation, biological process: maintenance of gastrointestinal epithelium; negative regulation of barbed-end actin filament capping. The transcript has 10 exons.